Drosophila serrata is the source of this 2213-nucleotide messenger RNA. It is a transcript of the gene eyg, whose product is annotated as eyegone. Gene Ontology annotation, biological process: regulation of transcription by RNA polymerase II; anatomical structure development. The record is from RefSeq and is a predicted model, not a curated record. Lineage: Eukaryota; Metazoa; Arthropoda; Insecta; Diptera; Drosophilidae. Gene Ontology annotation, molecular function: DNA-binding transcription factor activity, RNA polymerase II-specific; RNA polymerase II cis-regulatory region sequence-specific DNA binding.
GACCGCAUUGCGUUUUCAUUUCCGUUUCCGGCCGCAAACGUUACUUCUUCGCCGUUGAAUGUGCGACAUCUGUGACUGUGAUUGUGACUGUUUAGUAACUGCUUUCGCGUGUGUUCGCAAAAGAGCGAUUGGCAACAAGAUAAUAAAUAAAUACUAAAUAACAAUAGAGGCAAAAUCGAUUAGCGCGAUUAACAGACAUGUUGAUUGAGCCGACUUUAAACCGUGACCUUGGCUCGCUUACUGUCGCUAACUCUGGCCUCUCGGCCGCGCACUGGAAAAUGGAGCCCCAUCCGCAGCAACGCAUCACCUCGCUGGCCCCCCAUCCCGCCUCCAGCGUAGCGGCGGCAUCCGUGGCAGCAGCAGCAGCCGCAGCAGUGGCAGCGGCGGCGGGAGCGGGAUCGGUAUCGGUAUCCGGACCGGGAUCGGGGGCCUCCACAUCGCCCACAUCUGUGCAAAUACCGCCCGGCUUUGGCGGCACCGCCGGUGCACCGCCAGCUGGAUCGACGGGGAGCAGCACCCUCAACACUCUGAUGUCGCAACACCGCCUCCUGGAGUUCUCCCGCUUUGGGGGUCUGCGGGGAUACGACAUUGCCCAGCACAUGCUCACACAGCAGGGCGCUGUCUCCAAGUUGCUAGGCUCACUGCGACCACCGGGCUUAAUUGGUGGCUCAAAGCCCAAGGUGGCCACGCCGACGGUCGUCUCCAAGAUCGAGCAGUACAAGCGCGAGAAUCCGACGAUCUUUGCCUGGGAGAUACGCGAGCGCCUGAUCUCUGAGGGUGUCUGCACCAAUGCCACCGCUCCAUCGGUGAGCAGCAUCAAUCGCAUCCUGCGCAACCGCGCCGCCGAGCGGGUGGCCAGUGAGUUUGCCCGCACCGCCGCCUACGGGCUUUAUCCGCCGCCCCCGCAUCCUUAUGGCAGCUUCACCUGGCAUCCGGCUGGCCAAGUGCCCGGUGGCCAGGCGGUUCCACCUCCGCCACCCCCAUCCGCUUUGUGGUCUGUGGCCGCUCCAACGUUGGCAAAUCUGCCGCCCAGUGCGGCAAGUGCGGUGCCAUCGCCUGGCUGUGGUUCCCUCAGCUCCGCUCAUCUCAUGGCAGGUGGUGCUGGUGGCGGUGGUGGUUUAGGGGGAUUGCCCUCGAACAGGGCCAUCUCACCCGGCUCCGGGAGCCACGACACUUUGGAAUCGGCGGAUGAGAACAGGCACAUUGAUUCGGAUUAUCUGGACGAUGAUGAUGAGCCCAAGUUUCGGCGCAAUAGGACCACCUUUAGUCCAGAGCAGCUAGAGGAGCUGGAGAAGGAGUUUGACAAGUCACACUAUCCGUGUGUGAGCACCAGGGAAAGGCUCUCAAGCCGCACCAGCUUAAGCGAGGCCAGAGUUCAGGUUUGGUUCUCGAAUCGACGGGCAAAGUGGCGUCGUCAUCAGCGAAUGAAUCUCCUGAAGCGCCAGCGUUCCAGUCCCGCGAAUCCCCUGCACUCGCAGCAGUCCAAUGAUGCUCCAGCAAGUUCGCCCACACCUAGCAAUCAUAGCAGUGCCUCCACUUCGGCUGCAGUGGCUCCUGCUCCGCCUCCCCAGCAACCGUUGCAGCUCUGCCCCUCGGAUCACUCACCGCAGGCUCCACCGCCAUCGGUUAUGUUGCAUCCGUUGCAUCCAGGACCUCCCGGUGGCGGUCACCAUCACCAUCAUCCCCUGCAUCUGCCCACGCAUCCGGCGGCCCUGCAGCUACUGAGUCACUAUCACCAGCAGCAGCAACAUCAGCAACAGCAGCAGCAGCAGCAACAGCAGCAACUUUCGCCCACGGGCUGCAAUCCUGGGGCAAGCCACCUGACAAUGGGCGGGGAAAGGAGUGCCUUCCGCAGCCUGGUCAGCUCACCCUCGGCAGCUGCCUUCCUUGGACUGGCCAGACAGUAUGCCGUGGCCGCCUCUUUGACGGUGGCCGAGGAGCAACGUUCCCGAUUGCAUUAUUCCGCCGGUGUGGGACUAAGUGGAGCUGGUGCUGGUGCUGGAGCUGAGGGAGCAGGAUCGGGCAGCGGAUUGGGCGGCAGUGGCUCAACCAUGACGGUGGACAACUCAUCGUCCGACUCGGAUGAGGAGAUCAACGUGCACGACGAUUCGGACGCUGAAAUCGAAUCGCCGGCGGCAACGGCGGCAAAGGUGGCCCGCCUGUCAUCCUCCGAUGCGCCGACAACGCUGCAGUUCCUAAAGCAUGACCGCUAG